GCAGCAAGCAAGCAAACGCCACUCGCCAUGCGCCCCGUGACCGCGUCACAGCCGCAACCACACAAACCGGUCGGCCCUCGCGGCCUCACCUCACCUCCUCACCCCCUGCCUCUGCUCCAUUCCUCGUCGCCACUCGCGCGCCGUGUGACCGUGAGGAUGAGAUAGAAACCACCCGCCCACGCGGAGCCAGGUCAGGCCGGAGCCGGCCGCCCGGCUCGCAUGACGCCAUCGCCGGCGUCCGCGUCAGCCUCGGACUCCGGGAUGCUCGGCCGCCGGCUCACGCUGCUCCCGGCGGUGUCGCGCGGGGGCACGACGCGGGCUCGGAUGACGCUGGGGUGCGUGCUGCUCGACCACGUGGCACCGCGGCUCGCGGUGGCCUCGGCCGCACUAGUUGGGGCCCGGGAGGUGAUCGCAGCGGCGGCCGCGGCGGGUGCGGGGGGAAGCGGCGCGGUGCACGGCGCCGUGGCGUCGACGCUCGCGCAGGUGGCGGUCACGGCCGUGGCGAUCGCCUCGGGGGCGUGCCUGUCCACCAAGGUCGACUUCCUCUGGCCUCGCAUCGAGCAGCUGCCUGAUACUCUUAUAUUUGAAGGAGUAGAGGUGACAGGAUACCAGAUAUUUGAGGAUCCAAAGGUGCAGAAAGCAAUAGUAUUUGCUAGCACGGCCCACCUUGGGCAAUUUAGGAGAACAGGAGAUCCAUAUGUUACACACUGCAUACAUACUGGGAAAAUUUUAGCUGCCUUGGUUCCAUCGACUGGAGAAAGAGCUGUUAAUACUGUCGUGGCUGGCAUUCUUCAUGAUGUUAUUGAUGAUACAUCUGAGAGCUUGAAGAGCAUAGAAGAGCAGUUUGGGGAUGAUGUUGCUAGUUUGGUAUCCGGUGUUUCAAAAUUAAGCUACAUAAAUCAGCUACUGCGCAGGCAUCGACAAAAAAAUACUGGUGGGAGCACUCUUACUUCGGAAGAAGCAAAUAAUCUGCGUGUUAUGUUAUUGGGGAUGGUUGACGAUCCUCGUGUGGUGCUCAUCAAGCUGGCAGAUCGCUUGCACAAUAUGCGAACCAUUUAUGCUCUUCCUUUACCCAAAGCUGAAGCUGUUGCUCAAGAGACAUUGGCUAUCUGGUGCUCACUUGCUUCUCGAUUGGGAGUCUGGGCUCUGAAAGCUGAGCUGGAAGAUUUAUGCUUUGCUGUCCUUCAGCCUCAGAUCUUCAAGAAAAUACAAUCUGAACUUACUUUAAUGUGGAAUCGUACCAGCAAAGCUAAAAGUAUGAGAAGGUCAUCAGUUAGAAGUGAAUUGCUUGCCUCAAUGAAGGAUGCACAUACGAUGCCUGCCCAUGAUUUGUUUAGCUCGUGCAACCAAGAAAAACCCAAUAUGAGGGAGCUAUUGCAGGCUGUAUUGCCAUUUGACCUCUUUUUGGAUCGGAAGAGGCGCUCGUACUUCCUUAGUAAUCUCAACAGUAGUUCUGAAGAAUCUAUACCAAAGCCUAAGAUUGUUGAUGCUGCUGCUGUUGCACUAGCAUCUUUAGCAGCUUGUGAGGAAGAACUUGAGCGAGAAUUACUCAUAUCAACAUCGUAUAUACCUGGGAUGGAAGUGACUAUGUCAAGUAGACUCAAGAGCUUGUAUAGUAUCUACUGCAAGAUGAAAAGGAAAGAUGUAGGAAUUAGGCAAGUAUAUGAUGCUCGUGCAUUGAGAGUGAUUGUUGGGGACAAAAAUGGCGCGUUGCAUGGACCUGCUGUUCGGAGUUGUUACAGCGUCCUUGAUAUAGUACACAGGCUAUGGUCUCCAAUUGAUGGGGAAUUUGAUGACUACAUUAUCAAUCCUAAGGGUAGCGGUUACCAAUCACUCCACACAGCAGUUCAGGCAUCUGAUAGCUCACCGCUGGAGGUCCAAAUUAGGACCCAGCGAAUGCAUGAGUAUGCAGAAUAUGGACUUGCUGCUCAUUGGCUGUAUAAGGAGAGCAAAGUUGAGUACAGAAGUGGCAUGAGUAAGAGGAUAAGCCAAAGUACAUCAUAUUCAUCAAGUUCUUCAGAAGAUGAGAGUUCUAUACAGGAUGGUAUUCCAUCAAAGUACAGUUCUAUGAAAGUGGGGCAUCCGGUGCUAAGAAUUGAAGGUAGUCACUUACUGGCAGCUGUCAUAGUCAGCAUAGAUAAAGGAGGAAAAGAAUUGCUUGUCGCUGUAAGUUUUAGUCUCGAAGCUUCUGAAGCUGUAGCUGAGCGAAGGUCAUCUUUCCAGUUGAAGCGUUGGGAAGCUUAUGCUAGGUUUCAUAAGAAGGUUUCUGAAAAGUGGUGGUGUGCACCUGGACAUGGUGACUGGUCAACAAAUCUGGAGAGGUACACACUAUGCCAGGAUGGGAUAUUCCAUAAGCAAGACCAAUUUGGGAGACUUUUGCCUACAUUUAUUCAAAUAAUCGAUUUGACGGAAGAGGAAGAGGAAGAGUAUUGGAUGGUUGUAUCUGCCAUAUUCGAGGGCAAAGAGACUUCCAGUCUACCAUCUGAAUCAAGUUACGCUGAUAGAUCAUCAUCUGACCCUCCGAGUUCUACUCCAUUAAGUGAUCCCAUCAACAAUAAGGUGCACUUGCUCAGGACAAUGCUUCAAUGGGAGGAGCAAGUUCGCCGUGGCGCAUCUAUGGCGGAGAAAAGUCUCGGUGUAAGCACAUGCACGAAACCAAUCCUACGCGAGGUGGCCAUAAUCUUCUGGCCGAAUGGGAAGAUAAUGAGGAUGAGCACUGGUAGCACAGCUGCUGACGCUGCUAGAAGAAUGGGCGUUGAAGGGAAGCUGCUUUGGGUCAAUGGCCAACUAGUAUUGCCUCAAACGGAGCUCAAAGAUGGGGAUAUAGUUGAAGUGAGGGUGUAGAUGCAGUUUCCAGCUUCCAAUACACCUUUCUCAGGGCUACUGAUCAGAUCAGGCUGGUUCCUCAGUUCUUGCCAACUACCUAGGCGUGCAACAGACCGGAGAAUGGUAGACCUAGGAAGCCAAACCUCAAUUGUACAGUCCAUCUGUCGAAAUGAAUCGUAGGAAGCAGAUUCUGUAAGUAUCGUACAAUUGUGUACUGUGUACAUAAACAAAAGCAACUUAAAGUAUCAAAUGACUGUCCAAUUGUAAGUAUC
This is a messenger RNA of Phragmites australis (common reed), 3098 nucleotides long. Its product is annotated as probable GTP diphosphokinase RSH3, chloroplastic. The coding region runs from base 220 to 2844 and encodes 874 amino acids. Lineage: Eukaryota; Viridiplantae; Streptophyta; Magnoliopsida; Poales; Poaceae. Gene Ontology annotation, cellular component: chloroplast. Gene Ontology annotation, biological process: guanosine tetraphosphate metabolic process. The transcript is spliced from 17 exons. The record is from RefSeq and is a predicted model, not a curated record.